Messenger RNA from Chrysochloris asiatica (Cape golden mole), 924 nucleotides. RefSeq names its product olfactory receptor 8K5-like. The transcript has a single exon. Gene Ontology annotation, cellular component: membrane. Gene Ontology annotation, biological process: sensory perception of smell; G protein-coupled receptor signaling pathway. The coding region runs from base 1 to 924 and encodes 307 amino acids. Lineage: Eukaryota; Metazoa; Chordata; Mammalia; Afrosoricida; Chrysochloridae. The record is from RefSeq and is a predicted model, not a curated record. Gene Ontology annotation, molecular function: G protein-coupled receptor activity; odorant binding; olfactory receptor activity.
AUGGGCCAACAGAAUCUAACGGUACUGAAUGAAUUCAUUCUAAUUGGAGUCACAAGGAACCCUGAGCUGCAGUUGCCCCUUUUUGGGGCCUUCCUUUUCAUCUACAUGAUCACGGUAGUUGGAAACAUGGGUUUGAUCGUCUUGACCAAGGCUGAUUCCCGCCUACACACACCUAUGUAUUUUUUUAUCAGACAUCUGGCCUUCAUUGAUCUAGGCAAUUCUACUGUUAUCUAUCCCAAGAUGCUAGUAAAUCUUGUUGUGGGUAAAUCUUCUAUAUCCUAUUAUGAAUGUGUCACACAAAUGGCUUUUUACAUUCUGUUUAUUAUCAGUGAACUCUUCAUCCUGUCGGCCAUGGCCUAUGACCGCUAUGUGGCCAUCUGUAACCCUCUGCUCUACAAUGUAAUCAUGUCUGAGAGACUUUGUCAUGUGCUUGUGGGCAUUCCAUAUCUCUACAGUGCCUUUCAGUCCCUGAUGAUCACCAGCAAGAUUUUUACAUCAACCUUCUGUGGCUCUAACAUCAUCAGUCACUUCUAUUGUGAUAACGCUCCCUUGCUACCUUUGCUCUGCUCAAAUGCACGUGAAAUAGAAUUGUUGAUCAUAAUAUUUUCAGCAAUUAAUUUAAUUUCCUCCCUUCUAGUACUCCUGGGGUCCUACAUGCUGAUACUGAUGUCUAUAUUUCGAAUGAAUUCUGCCGAGGGCAGGAAAAAGGCAUUUUCAACGUGUGGUUCUCAUUUGACAGUAGUAGUUGUAUUCUAUGGGACUCUAUUAUUCAUGUAUUUACAGCCCAAAUCUGCUCAUUCAUUUGAAACUGACAAAAUGGUCUCAGUGUUUUACACUUUGGUCAUCCCCAUGCUUAACCCCUUCAUUUACAGUUUAAGGAACAAAGAAGUAAAAAAUGCCUUCCACAGGAUCUUCAAGAACUGA